Cebus imitator (Panamanian white-faced capuchin) is the source of this 608-nucleotide messenger RNA. Its product is annotated as ubiquitin thioesterase ZRANB1-like. Lineage: Eukaryota; Metazoa; Chordata; Mammalia; Primates; Cebidae. The coding region runs from base 247 to 600 and encodes 117 amino acids. The transcript has 3 exons. The record is from RefSeq and is a predicted model, not a curated record.
UUUUUGUUUUGUUUUGUGUAGCCUGGAGCAAGCUUGGAGCAGACACACAUUUUUGUACUGGCACAUAUUCUUAGACGACCAAUUAUAGUUUAUGGAGUAAAAUACUACAAGAGUUUCCGGGGAGAAACUUUAGGAUAUACUCGGUUUCAAGGUGUUUAUCUGCCUUUGUUGUGGGAACAGAGUUUUUGUUGGAAAAGUCCGAUUGCUCUGGGGUAUACAAGGGGCCACUUCUCUGCUUUGGUUGCCAUGGAAAAUGAUGGUUAUGGCAACCGAGGUGCUGGUGCUAAUCUGAAUACUGAUGAUGAUGUCACCAUCACAUUUUUGCCUCUGGUUGACAGUGAAAGGAAGCUACUCCAUGUGCACUUUCUUUCUGCUCAGGAGCUAGGUAACGAGGAACAGCAAGAAAAACUGCUCAGGGAGUGGCUGGACUGCUGUGUGACAGAGGGGGGAGUUCUGGUUGCCAUGCAAAAGAGCUCUCGGCGGCGAAAUCAUCCCCUGGUUACUCAGAUGGUAGAAAAAUGGCUUGACCGCUACCGACAGAUCCGGCCCUGUACAUCCCUGUCUGAUGGAGAGGAAGAUGAGGAUGAUGAAGAUGAAUGAAUUAAAAA